UUCCCGGAUGCAGCAUUUAUCAGGACGAAAAACUCGAUUCGUAUCGAACUCGCAAAAACACUAGUAGAAAAGAUUCGUUCGUUCGUUUUGGGCCACCACUAGAUAGCACUGCCUGUCUAAACACCAGUUAACCACAACCGACUCGACCAGAAGGUUUCGACGGUGUUGCCUUAAUGGGGUCUGAGCAGGCGUCAAAGUGAUGGUCUAAGGACUGGCAGUCACAGAGGUGCUUGCGCGUGGAAUGUUGCGCUGGUCGGUGCACCUAGAAGGAGGGCCGCGGAGAGUCAACCAUGCUGCUGUGGCGGUGGGGCACAAGGUGUACUCCUUUGGAGGCUACUGCUCUGGGGAGGACUACGAGACACUCCGUCAGAUUGAUGUGCAUGUCUUCAACACAGUGUCUUUGCGGUGGAUGAAGUUGCCUCCGGUGAGGACGGGAGGACACGAGCGUGUCUGUGAAGUGCCGUAUAUGCGUUAUGGCCACACAGCUGUGCUGCUGGAUGAUAUUAUCUACCUCUGGGGUGGGCGUAACGACACAGAGGGGGCCUGCAAUGUGCUUUAUGCCUUUGAUGUCAACACCCACAGAUGGUUCACACCCAAGAUUUCGGGGACUGUUCCAGGGGCAAGGGAUGGCCACUCAGCCUGCGUCCUGCGGAAGUCAAUGUAUAUAUUUGGAGGAUAUGAACAGCUGGCUGACUGCUUCUCCAAUGACAUCCACAAGCUGGACACCACCACCAUGGUUUGGACAUUAAUUAAUGCCAGAGGCACUCCAGCACGCUGGAGAGACUUCCACUCAGCCACCAUCAUCGGGACAAAGAUGUUUGUGUUUGGAGGGCGAGCUGACCGCUUUGGUCCCUUCCACUCCAACAACGAGAUCUACUGCAACAAGAUCAAAGUGUUCGACACGGAGACCAACUGCUGGCUGAGCACCCCUUCAACACAGCCAUUACCAGAGGGACGUAGGAGUCAUUCAGCCUUUUCCUACAACGGUGAGCUGUACAUAUUUGGAGGAUACAACGCCCGCCUGGACCGGCAUUUCAACGACCUCUGGAAAUUUAAUCCAGAAGCCUUUUCCUGGAAGAAGGUGGAACCAAAGGGGAAAGGCCCAUGCCCUCGGAGACGGCAGUGCUGUUGUAUGGUUGGAGAUCGAAUCAUCCUCUUUGGAGGAACGAGUCCCUGUCCAGAGCAAGGAAUGGGGGAUGAAUUUAACCUCAUGGAUCAUUCAGACCUGUAUAUCUUAGACUUCAGCCCUAAUUUGAAGACGUUAUGCAAAAUAGCUGUUAUUCAGUACAGUCUGGAGCAGUCCGGACUCCCACAUGAUAUCAGGUGGGAAUUGGCAGCCAUGACCACCAACAGCAACAUCAGCAGGCCCAUCUUCUCCUCCCACGGCUGAUGCUGCUGAAUGUGAAGCAGAACCAGAGAUCUGUGUCAGGACGCCAGACUUUUAUCUUUCUAAUCAGCUGAGCUCUGAGGGACUGGUUUUUGUAGAGUUUGGAUCUGUAUUGGAUUUAUUUUCCACAUUCUUCAAGUGAAAACUCAUUACUGACCAAAAUAUCCUGCCUAUGACUUCCUUGGACACAACAAGCUUUCUCGUGUCUGAGGAUAUUUUAACCCUUGAAGACGGUGGUUAUGUGAGACAGAAAUCGUUGACACCUGUUCACCUUUUUUCUCUUCUUUCUAGCCUCUCUAGAAAUCCAAUCAGCCUAUGAUAAUCAUAGACUUCAAAUCUUAAGCACAGGAAGAGACGAGAACUUCAGCCAAAGGUCUUGAGAGCUAACCUCUUUGUUGAGGACGUCAUCCUGAUGUCACACUCAACAGAUCUCCCCGAAGAAACAGAUGUGAACCUUCAGCUCUAGAUAUAAAGAGACUGAGGUGGUCGUGAGUUUGUAUAUGUUGCAAUUUAAACUAGGUCCUAAAACCGUGUCCAUUUACGGCAAAUGAAGUUAUUGUACAGGAGAAGGCUAACUUAACUACUUAGGUGUUAGAUGCAAGGAGACAGAAUAUUUAUUGUUGGGGUGUAAUGCUUGUGAAAGGUUCUGUUUGACUGGUUUUUAAUGCUUAGCUUUUUUCCCUAUUUCAUAAUAACUCGGCUGACACCCCACUGCUCUUAAGUGUGUCAAAGGUGACUUGCAAGGCGGCUGAGGCGAACCACCUGCCUUGUAAAAUAAUCAAGUCCAUCUACCUCCCUCAAUAGCAUGUAUCAUUGAGUCUUUAAUAAGACUUCCCACACACGAGACGUCGACCUUCUCCCAGAAAAAAAAGCCUUUUCACAGGGAAGUUUGUACUUGUGGUAGUCUGUUGUAUUCUUCCAAGAAAUGUCAAUGUCAUUGGAAGAGUGCGACUCAUCGGCCACCGCCCUGCCCCCUCAACCCCUGUAGUUUGUUUUUCAGUGCCAAAUGUGGAAGGAAAACACGAUGCAAAUAUAUACUGUGUAUGUGUAUAAGCACGUGGUCCCGUCUACACAUAAUCCUAGCCCACCUGCUUCAGUUUGCCUGUUGUUGUCGGGGAGAUCAUCACUAAUAUGCAUAAUGUAGUUGUUCCUCUUACAGACAAUCCAACAUUCAGAGACUCUCCCCUGACCUGCGUCUUCAGAGUGAAAAACCAGGAAAGCGUGCACGUGUACAAUUAUGAGCAAAGCGACACCUGAGCUGAUGUUAUAAAUGCAUAAGGGCUGUUGUCAGAUUACACACUCAACUACAUGAAAAUAACUUGGAACGGGGUUUGGGGUUUGUUUAUUCAGGUUGUGUUUUUAUUUUAUUAAUACUAAUAACAAAUUUUGGAACAGAACUUUGAAGACAUAAGAAUGGUGGUGGUCUUUUUUAAAGAUUGUUUCUCCGUCUACUUUAACUAGAGGAUAAGGAUGAUGAUAUUUUGUAUUUUUGAUGUUGUCAAUAACAGCAGCUACAAGAGCUGGACACUCUUUAUCAACUGUUAUUCAAACAGGAGUAGUUGGGGGCUGUUUUCAGUCACUGAUUUGGUGCACUUUUGAGCUCUUACGGCAGCAGGACUUUGUGUCUAGGACUGACUGAAAGUAAUUUCUUCACUGUUAUGAAGAAACAUGUCACUUAGUGCAACUCUGACUCAUUUAUGUGUUUUUAAUAGUUUUUGUAUAACGUUGAAAGUCCACAGAGUAAGAUACAUCAGGCUCGUUAAAUUUGUUUAUCACUGGUUUUGGUCUUUGUUGACUAUAAGAAAAUAGAGAAUAUCACCAGGCUUAUCCUUUAAAUCUUAUAAGUAGGAAUAAUAAGUAAUACAGCAUGAUGUUGAAAUGAAUGACUUGGUGAAGAUGAGUCUACAGGCAGAAGAGAUGUUACUAAUACUGCCUAUUUAUUUUAACAUUAUAAUCAUGGAUGUUUGUUGUAUCUGGUCCUGAACAGUACAAAGCCCUAAACUUUGCAAAACUGAGAUGUGAAUAGGAACUGUGUUACCACAAAACUUGUGAGCUGCAUCAGUGCUUUUCAGUCCUGGUCUUUGGGACAAUGUGUGCUGUUGUUUUCUGUCCUGCCAGAUGGUUCAAUUUAAUCUGAAUCAGUCAGUCCUUGAUUGGCUCGUUAGAAUGAAACCCAUCAGGGCUCUGGGUCCCAAACAUCAGGACUGAAUAACUCUGACCUACAUCAUAAAUGUUUACAGAUCUAUGUAUUUCAUGUAAAGCAGUGUAAAACAAUCUUAAAUGCAGGUUUGAAGUCGCCAGAUAACUGCACUAAAGCCAAACGUGGCAUGUCAGGCCUUACAGAGCUGAGACAUGCUGAUGCUGCUUUUUGCCUAAGUAGACUCCAGAGUUUGAGACAUUUGCCUGCCCAAACCAAGUCUGAGUUUUAUUUACAGACCGGUGGUGCCAAUGUGACUCAGAGAGUCGUACGCCCUCUGCACUGCACAUGCACAUGGACAUAUCACACACUUGAAAUUCCUCAGUACCCCAGUUACUUGGACUGUACAACAGGUAAUGCAGUGAAACCACAGGGAAGCUAACAGUGUGUCCACACACACGCGCACACACACACACACACACACAUACACACACAUAUAUGAAAACAACAACUUCUGGUGAACAAAUUGAAUUGUUUAUGUGACACCAAAUGGCUGCAGGCAAAACUGAAAAUAUUUGUUUAUUUCUUUUUUUCUAAUGUGUGAUGUGGGAGUCAUUUUUAUUUCAGGAUUUUGGUCUUUUUCUUGUUGCUUGAAGAUUAUGGGUGAUGGUAUUUUAAGUUAAGACCUUUUCAGGAAUAUGAUAUAAAGUCACUAUUAAGUAAAUGACAAUGUAGACAAAAUGGGCAAAAAAAAAAAAACCCUGCACAACAAAUUUCCUCAGUGAUGGUCACUCACUUACCUCCAGUACGGCAGUGCUUAUGACAAAGUGUCAGUAAUUUUGCCUAAAUAAUAUUGGCAUUACAUUUUAAUGGCAGUGAUGUAGAAACCCCAUACAAGUUGCAUUUUCUGAGGCUCCUCUGUUACUUCUCAUUGAACUUUGUGAGAAGGCUUUAGCAAAGUAGUUGAGUAAAAUUCACAGGGUGACUCUUGUUUUACCAAAAUGAAUGCAUCAUUAGAUUAUAGCGCAUGUUCAUGAUAAAGUUAUUCAGUGUGAGCAGUAAUGAUUUGCCAAGCAGAAGUAUGUGACUCAACUGAUUACAUGCCAAGAAGUGUAUGCUAUUCUUAGGGCUGACAAUAUGUUGUUGAAUAAUUCAUAAAGAGCAAAGAAUGCUUAGAAAAAAACAACAGAACAAAGUAUGGAGUGUAUUUUGAUUCAUUUCAUAACUGUGCAGGCUUCCUAUGCUUUUUGUUUUUGUUUUAUUUUAUAUUUUACACAUUUUUAGAGGGGAUUCUAUCUGUCAAGGUUGGUCAGGACUUCCUGUGCAAUAUGCUUUAUAACUGUAUCAAUAAUAAAAAGAGACAAUUUGAGUUGUUAA
This is a messenger RNA of Lates calcarifer (barramundi perch), 4901 nucleotides long. RefSeq names its product kelch domain containing 3 (gene klhdc3). The transcript is spliced from 11 exons. Gene Ontology annotation, molecular function: protein binding; chromatin binding. The coding region runs from base 242 to 1390 and encodes 382 amino acids. Gene Ontology annotation, cellular component: cytoplasm. The record is from RefSeq and is a predicted model, not a curated record. Lineage: Eukaryota; Metazoa; Chordata; Actinopteri; Centropomidae.